Molecule: messenger RNA, 940 nt
Organism: Coregonus sp. 'balchen'
Lineage: Eukaryota; Metazoa; Chordata; Actinopteri; Salmoniformes; Salmonidae
Source: the annotation of a GenBank genome assembly
CUACAGAACAGCCUCCCACUGACAGCGGCACCGACACAGACCAGCCACACCCCAGCUCCAACACCCACCAGCCCCAACUCUACCUCCUCCAGUCCAGAAGAAACACUGGCUGAGAUUGUCCUGUUGAUGGACUCAAAUGGGAAGUUUGUUCAGGAGAAUAAACUUUUCCCUAGACACAAAACGAGAAAGGUGUGGUGCCCAACAACGCAGAGUGCCAUGGCGCUGCUUGAUAAGGCCCAGCUCGGGUCGCCAAGCCACAUAAUCAUACACACCGGAAGCAACGACCUGCGUGCUCAACAGGAGAGGGUGGCAACUUCACUACGGGGAGUAAUUGAGAAGGCCUCCGCAAUCUUCCCCAACUCAAGGAUCGUGGUGACAACCCUUCUACAGAGGAAAGACUUCCACCCUGCCACAAUCCAAAGAAUAAACGCCAGCCUCUCCCGGGACUGUGCCCUGCGACCCAAUGUACACCUGGCCCACCAUCCCACCCUCGAUCUGGACUGUCUCUAUGACCAUGUUCACCUGUACAGGGAGACAAUCCCCAUCCUUGCUAAAACUCUCAAGGACGUCGCUUUAAACCGCAUCCCAACCUCUCCACCCAGGAACAGCAGAGCAAUCUCCACCCCCCCCCCCGAGAUCACCGAGACAACACCCCGGACCAGCACCCUGGACCCCACAGUCACAGCCACAGCACCACCAACCUCAAUGCCCACAACAUCCAGCGCAGCACAGACCACCCCAGCCCAGCUUCAGACCCACCCAGACGAGGCCUAACACCCCCCUCCCCCCCACCGCAGAACAACACUUGGAGGAGCCACAGCCCGGCAGACAGAGCUAUGCACAAGCUGUGAGAGGAGCAAUUGGUCCAGCUCCCACCAACGAAAUGAGUGACAUCAAACAAAUGCUGAAUCUACUAUGCUCACGUGAUAGGCCGAGGGUC